CACCGUAACACCGGAGCGCAUGAAACUUGGUGGGCAUGUAGCCCCAGUAGAGUUCUAUGGAAAAUUUUCGUUUCGUCCCCGGGGGUCACUCCACCCCCGCGCUGCCCCCGCCCGAAGCCCAAAAAUGACAGUUUUUCCUACAUAACUACCGGAACCGUGGCACCGAGGAUGACAAAAUGUUUAUGGCUCAGUAACUGUGGUAUCUUAGAUGAAGGUUAUAUUUGUCUGGCUCUGGCCCUGAUGUUAAACCCCUCCUGUGUGAAAGAGUUGGAUGUGAGCAACAAUCAUCCUGGAGAAUCCGCACAGAAUCUGUUAUCUGCAACAUUACAUGAUCCUCAUCGCAAAGUUGAAGCAUUUCAAUUUGCUGACUGUAACCUUACAGAGAAGUCCUGUGAGAUUGUGGCUUCAGUUCUACAGUCACCAAACUCCCUACUAUUGCUGGACCUGAGUCACAGUGACUUGGGUGAUUCUGGAGUUCAUCUUCUCUCAAAGGGAAUGUCAAGUUCCAACUGCAAACUACACAUAUUAAGGCUCUCCGAUUGUUUCAUCUCAGAGAAGGGCUGUGGAUUUCUGGCUUCAGCUCUGACUUCAAACCCCUCCCAUCUAAAAGAGUUGGAUCUGAGCUACAAUCAUCCUGGAGAAUCAGGACUGAAGCUGUUAUCUGCUAGACUGGAGGAUCCUCAUUGUAAACUAGAGAUACUUAACACUGGCCAUGCCUACCACGAUGCCCAAUCACGUUUGCUGAGAUAUGCCUGUGAGCUCACACUGGACCCAAACACAGCAGGCAGACAGCUCUUGCUCUCCGAGGGGAACAGAAAGGUGACGUGUGUGGGAGGGAAUCAGCCGUACCCUGACCACCCUGACAGAUUUGAGUACAUGCGCUUGCAGGUGCUGUGUAGGGAAGGUCUGUCUGGACGCUGCUACUGGGAGGUUGAGUGGAGCGGAGAUGGAGGUGGUCCCUCUAUAGCCAUGGCUUAUAAAAGUCUCAAGCGGAAAGGGAUGACUAUUGACAACAUGCUGGGAUGUAACGACAAGUCCUGGCGUCUGGACAGCACUCGUUACAAAUAUUUAGCCUGUCACAAUAACGCUAAAGAAAAUUGAUUUGUUUGUGUUGUAUCUGCGCAUGUAUGUAUUCUGUUUAAACAACACUGAUUUUUACGAUACUGUGAAAUUUUUUUAUUUGGGUCCAGCCCUUUUUAAUAACCCGAUUACUUUCAAAAAAGAAAAUGAAAAUUAAAAGAAAUGUCACUAGAUUCUUUUUGCAGUAUAUCAUGUACGUUUAACCCCCCAUCGAAGGGCCCAUUCUUGGACUUUGUUUACUGCCUGCUGCAUCUUAUUCACCACAAAUCUAUAUGUCUUCCUUUUUUCCACAUUGCUCCAUCAUCUGCAGACAAUGCUACCCCAAUUGAAUGUUGUAUAUCUUUAAAAACAUCAUCAAUCAUUAUUGCUAUUUAUUUACUUAUUUAUUAAUGACAAACUGUAUGUGGAAUAUGAUCUCUGUGUCAUUCAAUUGCCCCCUGGGGAUGAAUAAAGUGAUUUGAAUUUAA
Molecule: messenger RNA, 1547 nt
Organism: Sardina pilchardus (European sardine)
Lineage: Eukaryota; Metazoa; Chordata; Actinopteri; Clupeiformes; Clupeidae
Product: ribonuclease inhibitor-like
Exons: 6
Coding region: 169-1101 (310 amino acids)
Biological process (GO): intracellular signal transduction
Molecular function (GO): protein binding
Source: RefSeq, a predicted model, not a curated record